AUGAAGUGGUUUGGGGGCGUUCAGAUUGUAUCUCCUGCAGACCGCAUGUCACUUGAGCUAAAGCAUCUCGAGCUGGAUAAGGACUCUCCUCUCGUCAACACACUGGACAAAAUCGACAGCGAUCAGUUCGUAGAUAUUCUGGACGAAUGCGACGCCCUUCUUCACCACAAGUAUCAUUUGGUGUAUGCGAAGCUUUCGGUAACCACAUACGCACACGGAUCCUAA
This is a messenger RNA of Phytophthora nicotianae INRA-310, 225 nucleotides long. RefSeq lists its product as hypothetical. The coding region runs from base 1 to 225 and encodes 74 amino acids. The record is from RefSeq and is a predicted model, not a curated record. The transcript has 2 exons. Lineage: Eukaryota; Oomycota; Peronosporomycetes; Peronosporales; Peronosporaceae.